GCAUUACCUUCCUUUGAGUUUUACUCGCGAAGAAUUAUCUUGAUCGAUCUCACUCUCUCAACCAUCAACCAUCGUCACUGAUUUUACCUUUGUUCCCUUAGUCGAACAAAGUACCAACAAGGUCAGUAACUAGUUAACCAAUUUAUCACACGCUUUUCUCCUUUCUCUGGCACUAUAAAUGCAUUGUUCGACUACGAGCUACUCGUCUCGACUCGAAAGAGCUAUUCGAUAAUUAUCUCUUCUUUUCGCAACAACAACGUCUUUGUAUAACCCCAGUCAAAGGGAUCAAGGCAAUUAUUAUUUACCCAUGAUCUGAAAGCUAAUUUAUAGGCAUUUAGUUCAAGCAACUUUCAGACUCUUCAGUCAACGACCGGAUCGAUUUUCUACUUCACUAAAUCUGCAGGAUCCAGAUUUCACAGUUUCAUCAAACAGUCAAAAUGUCUUACUCUAAGAAGAUUGCCGCCAUCGCCGGUCUCUUUGCCGGUGUCAAUGCCCACAUGGUCAUGACCAGCCCCGCUCCCUUCAACCCUACCGCUCUCAGCAACGGCCCUCUUGAGGCUGAUGGAAGCAACUUCCCUUGCAAGUUCUCCGGCAGCUACUCCGCUUCCGGCGGCGAAGUGAACAGCUACGCCCUCGGCUCCCAGCAGAAGCUUGCCUUCAAGGGCUCAGCCGUCCACGGUGGUGGCUCUUGCCAGGUCUCCAUCACCUACGAUGAGAACCCAACCAAGGACAGUGUCUGGAAGGUCAUCCACUCUAUCGAGGGUGGCUGCCCUGCCCGUGACACUCCCGGUAACCUCCCUGCCGACAGCGCUGACUUCACUGACCCCUACACCUACGACUACACCAUUCCCUCCAACAUCCCCGCCGGAAAGGCUACCAUUGCCUGGUCUUGGCUCAACAAGAUCGGCAACCGUGAAUUCUACAUGAACUGCGGUGCUCUCGAGCUCACUGGUGAGGGCGGUGACAAGGCCAACUUCGACAAGCUCCCUGAUAUGCUUGUCUUGAACAUCAUGGGCAAGCCCAGCACCCUCGAGGGUAAGGACUACAAGUUCGAGAACCCCGGCGACUCCGUCGAGGACAACACCGUUGCUGGCUCCAUCGCCACUUGCGGUACUGGUGGCUGCACUGACGGUGACAGCGCCCCUGCUGCCCCCGCUACUUCUGCUACCCCGUCCUCUGCUCCGGCCGACCCUGCUCCCUCUAGCGGUGGUGCUUUCAUCACUCAGCCUUCCACCCCUACCCCUACCCCUACUCAAGCUCCUGCCGCUUCCUCCACUCCCGCUGCUCCAGCUGCCCCUGCCGCUCCCGCUGGUGGCUCUGGCUCUGCUCAGUCUGGUGCUUGCAGCCCCGAGGGUACCUUCAACUGCAUGGGCUCCAGCUACCAGCAGUGCGCUUCCGGCACCUGGUCUGUCAGCAUGCCCAUGGCUGCUGGCACCGUGUGCACUGGUGGCCAGGGUACCACCCUCAGCAUCGCCGCCUCCGGCCGCAAGCGCUCCGGCCGCUCUUUCCGCGCGUAAAUUUUCUCUCAUCAUCGGCAUACUUUCUUGAGCGGUCUCACGGUGUCAUGAUGACGGUCCGGAUUCCUUCUAUUUCUCUCCAGGGAAUCUAACGACGGGUUGUUAUGACUGGAUACAACAACAAAAACUUU
Daldinia vernicosa is the source of this 1648-nucleotide messenger RNA. RefSeq lists its product as uncharacterized. NCBI's taxonomy places the organism in Eukaryota, Fungi, Ascomycota, Sordariomycetes, Xylariales, Hypoxylaceae. The record is from RefSeq and is a predicted model, not a curated record. The coding region runs from base 438 to 1517 and encodes 359 amino acids. The transcript has a single exon.